Molecule: messenger RNA, 1137 nt
Organism: Cordyceps fumosorosea ARSEF 2679
Lineage: Eukaryota; Fungi; Ascomycota; Sordariomycetes; Hypocreales; Cordycipitaceae
Product: Sas10/Utp3/C1D-like protein
Exons: 1
Coding region: 1-1137 (378 amino acids)
Biological process (GO): maturation of SSU-rRNA from tricistronic rRNA transcript (SSU-rRNA, 5.8S rRNA, LSU-rRNA)
Cellular component (GO): small-subunit processome; nucleolus
Source: RefSeq, a predicted model, not a curated record
AUGGCAGCCCCGACGACUCUUCCGGCUCUGCUGGAGCAACUAAAACAGUCGCUACUAUUAACACAAGAGGCUGCACCAGCUCUUUCUACAAUCGAGCAUCCCAAGGAUGGCAUUUCACUACUCGACGUGAAGAACGAGGUGCUCUUGUCUUAUCUAGAAAACCUGGUCUUCCUCAUUCUACUCAAGAUUCGAAAGUCCAAGAUCUCGUCAGAGACACCUGAAAAUGGCAAACUAGACGAACAAGUCCGGUCAAAACUUGUCGAGUUACGGUUAUACCUCGAAAAGGGUGUGCGCCCACUCGAGGAGAAGCUCAGAUUCUCGAUUGAACGGUUCCUACGCACCGCGGACGAUGCACAACGCGAAGAGCAAGCGAAGCAACAAAAAGGAACCGAGAGAACAGGGUCUGAAAGCGACGAAGACGAAUCGGGCUCUGGGUCUGACGUGGACGAGGAUGAUGAAGAUGAAGAUGAAGAGGCUGAGCAGCAGCAGGCCAAGAGCACUGCGCGAGGAAAAAUGUCCGCCGCUCCCAAGUUCGGUAACUUGGUAGAUGAUGUAACUGCGCGACCUGCGCAAAGAGACGGCGCCCUGUCCGGCGUCUAUCGGCCACCCAAGAGAGAUCGCCAGGUCAUGGACACUGGCGCGCGCAGAGAAAAGGUCGACCGCCGGCCCAACAAAUCACGAACCAUGGAGGAAUUCGUCAAGUCGGAGCUCUCGGCAGCCCCCAUGGCUGAGCCCAGCAUUGGAACCACAAUUCUGCAAGGCGGCCGCAGGAUGAAGACGGCGGCCGACCGGCAAGCGGAGGACGAGCGCCGCGAAUACGAAGAGACCAACUACACGCGCUUGCCAAAAGAGAGCAAAAAGGAGAAGGCCAAGAAGGCCCGCCAAGAGGGAGGCAGCCGUCGCAUGCAAUUUGGUGGUGAGGAGUGGCACGAUUUGGGCGAGGGUGUCGAUCGCAUUGAUCGCCUGACCAAGCGCAAGGACGGCGGCAGAGGCGCCAAUGUCCGCGCGAUGCUGGACAAGAGCCGCAAGCGUGGACGCGACACAACGGAUGGGCCUAGAGGGAGCGGGCAUGAGAUCGGUGAGAGAUUUAAUAAAAAGGUCAAGAUGUUGGAGGCCGGCCGAGGAAAGAGAAAGUAG